Messenger RNA from Meira miltonrushii, 1563 nucleotides. RefSeq names its product Pkinase-domain-containing protein. Gene Ontology annotation, cellular component: nucleus; cytoplasm. The coding region runs from base 169 to 1563 and encodes 464 amino acids. Gene Ontology annotation, biological process: protein phosphorylation; intracellular signal transduction. The record is from RefSeq and is a predicted model, not a curated record. NCBI's taxonomy places the organism in Eukaryota, Fungi, Basidiomycota, Exobasidiomycetes, Exobasidiales, Brachybasidiaceae. The transcript has a single exon. Gene Ontology annotation, molecular function: ATP binding; MAP kinase activity.
CACGAUGAUACCGAUGACGGAUACAAUACUCCCGAUGAUGAUGACGUUCGACGAAUUAAUGCAAACAAAUUCAAAUCUACUGCUCAAUCUGAUGCGAUUAUCGAUUUUCCAACUCCCGUAAUCGCUUCUGGCGGUCUUGAUGCUGGCUUGGACGCUGAAUGUAUCUUUAUGACCGGUUCAUCCGAUUAUCAUGAUCAUACUGGCGCAAAUUUGGGUACAAAAUCUGCCAUUGCAAAACUUUUGGCCGAAUCUGCAACUGCAACUUCGAUUGUUAAUGUUUCCAAUGAAAAUCCUGUCAAAUCGGCCGAUGUUACCGAAUCUGAACGUGAACCUUGUGUGGAUGAAAAACUUGCUAAAUCUCACGUUACAACACCUGUCACUGCGAUUGCUAAACCUGCCCCGGCUGUUGUCGCACCUGUUGCUGAACCUGCCGCUGGUACUCGUUCGAUCACCACAACCAAAUUUGCAAUCACUAAAAAACAAACUUCUGGUCAAUCAUUGGGCAAACAUAGGUUCAACGUUGGAACACGUUAUCGCGUUUGCGAUGUAAUCGGUGAAGGUGCAUACGGUGUCGUUUGCAGUGCCGUUCAUCGUUCGAGCGGACAAAAAGUUGCCAUCAAAAAAAUUCAACCUUUUGAACAUCAAAUGUUUGCUUUACGUACAAUGCGUGAACUCAAGCUUUUACGAUUUUUCCAAGAAAUGGACGUAUGUGAAAACAUUAUCAGUAUCUUGGACGUUGUCAAAGCUCCAACUUAUGAACAAUUCAACGAAGUUUAUUUCAUUCAAGAAUUAAUGGAAACUGACUUACACAGAGUAGUAAGAAGUCAAAAAUUAUCCGAUGAUCAUGCACAAUAUUUCGUUUAUCAAAUUUUACGUGCUCUCAAGGUUAUGCAUUCGGCCGAUGUCAUUCAUCGUGAUUUGAAGCCAAGUAACGUUUUACUCAAUGCAAACUGCGAUUUGAAAGUCUGUGACUUUGGAUUGGCACGCAGUCUUUUGACAGCUGAACCAGGAGGUGAAACAGGAUUUAUGACCGAAUACGUUGCCACUCGUUGGUAUCGUGCACCCGAAAUCAUGCUUACGUUCAAACAAUACACAAAAGCAAUCGAUGUUUGGGCAGUUGGUUGCAUUUUGGCUGAAAUGAUUACAGGUCGACCUUUGUUCCCCGGUCGUGAUUAUCAUCAUCAAAUUUCUUUAAUCUUGGAUGUUCUUGGUACACCUUCGAUCGAUGAUUGGUAUGCAAUCGGUUCAAGAAGAUCAAGAGAUUAUAUUCGUCAAAUGCCUUUACGUAAACGUAAAGAUUUUUCCAAAUUAUUCCCAACCGCAAGUCCUGAUGCUUUGGACUUCUUACAGAAAACUUUAGCAUUCAACCCAAAGAAACGUCCAACGGUCGAAGAAUGUCUUGCUCAUCCUUAUUUGGCCGCUUAUCAUGAUCCAGAAGAUGAACCAAGCGUUCAUAGCCUUGCACCCGAAUAUUUCUCUUAUGAUUUACAGCCAAGACCUUCUGCGCAAGAAUUACGUCGUGAAAUGUGGGAUGAGAUUGAAUCAUUGCCACGUUAUAUUUAA